This is a messenger RNA of Boleophthalmus pectinirostris (great blue-spotted mudskipper), 3909 nucleotides long. RefSeq names its product N-terminal EF-hand calcium-binding protein 1-like. The record is from RefSeq and is a predicted model, not a curated record. Gene Ontology annotation, biological process: regulation of amyloid precursor protein biosynthetic process. Gene Ontology annotation, cellular component: cytoplasm; Golgi cis cisterna; endoplasmic reticulum. Bases 1118 to 2197 code for a protein of 359 amino acids. NCBI's taxonomy places the organism in Eukaryota, Metazoa, Chordata, Actinopteri, Gobiiformes, Gobiidae. The transcript has 12 exons. Gene Ontology annotation, molecular function: calcium ion binding.
ACAGGGACGCCAUGUUGGCAGUGGUGAAUUUGCUGUAAUGAAUGGCUCCAAGUCUGCAUUUUGGAGUUUUUUUCUUUUCUUUUUUUUUUUUUUUUAAAUCAUUAAAUGAAAUUAGUUCCUAGAAAAAAAUUCAAUACUUCGAAAGUUAAGGAAAUUUUAAAAUGUUUUUAUUGGUCUUGUGGGAAUGUAACCUGUAUAGCAUGUUGAUAAUAUACAAUAUGCAGUAAUCUUUUUCCUUUUGCAUGUUUUGUCAUGCAUGUUGUGAUUUGAAGAACUUUAGUGCAAACUUUGAAUGUUAAAAACUGUUACAGUCAGUGUGUUUCAAUGUGUGUGUUUUACAUUCUUUAACCUUUCAUUUUACUUUAGAACAUUCAUGAUGGAAAUGCUUAUUACAUUUGCACAGCUGGUGAUCUUUCCAAACUCUGGCCUUUCUGGCCUGUACCUACCGUUUUUGGGUUUUUUUUGGAUGACGAGUGAACUAGUACUGUGCGUUUGUAGCCUACUCUGUUACAUCCCCAAUACAUGUCUUUUCUUUGCAUCUCAAUUCGAAACAAUGGCAUCAAUGAUAACCCCAUAUAGUCCUAAUCUUUCAACUCGGUAACCUUAAGUACAAUGAUCGUGAGAGUGCCUGUAUAAUAUAUCCUAUAAUAUAUUUUGUUUACCGUGAUGUGGUCUUUAUUUUUGCUUUAAUUAAGAUGUGGUAUUAACACAAAAAAGCUUUUAAUCUAGCCUGUCUUGUUGGUUCAUACACCACGUUAUUGGAUGCACUUUUGCCACCACGGUUGAAUCAUUGUUUUCGGUCUUAAUAUGUUGUCAAUAUCGACAGUAGCAGUAAUUUGCCUUUGACAUUAAACUAUUUUUAGUCUACUGUCUGUUGCAUCCAGUAGGUGGCGCAGUGGAUAGCUGGGGGUCGUGAAGAUGAAGAGAGGCGGGGUUUGCGCUCUGUCGUAGGUUAGUGGAGGCUGCAGGAGCACCACCGAUGUUCAUCAUAUCCUCCUCUGUAUUUUCGUGUUAGGACCGUUCUCUCCCUCCAUCUAUCCGGCUCUGGUAAGGACUCGCUCCCGGACCAAGAAUAAAUCUUACCAAGAGGAGAAUAACAUCAGAAAAGUGUUUCAAAAUGCUGGCAUGCACUGAAAUGAUCACCAUGUGUCUCCAAUCUGCCAAACAAGAACAUUUACGAAAGCAGCAACUGGACCACAACCAUAAUCAAGGCAUCGCUAUUUUUCAGGAUAUAUUCCGACGGGCAGACAAGAAUGAUGACGGUAAGCUGUCCAUGGAGGAGUUUCAUUCCUACUUCACUGACGGUAUCCUGACCAAAGACCAGAUGCAGGAGCUGUAUUACUCCAUUGACCGGCAGCGCUCUGAGAACCUGGACAUUGACCAGCUCUCAGAGUACUUCAGUCCACACCUGGGUGAAUAUGUCAAUGUCCUCUCUGCACUGGAAAAGCUCAACGUGGCCAUUCUAAAAGCCAUGGACAAAACUAAAGAGGAGUACCAGGGUUCAUCAGUGCUGGGGCAGUUUGUGACUCGCUUCCUGCUCAGAGAGACCUCCACUCAGCUGCAGUCGCUGCAGUCGUCCCUAGACUGUGCCAUGGACGGAGUACUGGACCAGAGCGGGUCAGGCCGGAGGGUGGUGAGGAAGCCUGAAGAUCUGCCCAUCCUGAAGAACAACAAACGCCCUGGGAGACGCAUCCAGAAGAACAUGUGCCUGUCCCCCACUGAUCCCUACUCCGGCAUGCUCACCACAGGGGUGAGUGUGGAGCCAGAGAACCCCUGGGGCUCUCAGAUGGACCGACUUGAGCAGCUCGUUGACAAACUGGACUGUGAGACUCCACAACUUGAACCUCUGCAAGAAGACACAUUAGCGGGGACGUACAAAUCAAACAUCCUGUUGGUUCAGAGACAAAUGUCAGUGAAGGAGAAAGAGGUUGACCAGUUUCAAGAAGCUCUAAAAAUCUACACAGAAGCCACCAGCAGCCAACCAGAAAACUUGCACGUUUCCAUCCAAAACCUACCUGACAGAUCCUGCUUUAUCAUGUACGAGUUUUGGCAAGACCGUCUCUCCUGGAUGAGCUACCUGCAGUCGCCCAUCAGUAAGACUUUCCAGCGCUGUGUUAUCGACUCACUGGAGGAGCCCGAGAUGGUGUCUACAAUGCUGCUCCCAGCCUCUUGGUGGAUCAUGAACAACAACAACUGACAAAGCCCAGAUUGGAGGCUGCAUCUGGGCACAUCUUGAACCAACAGGAGACUUCUACUCCUCCUUUCUGUUGUAUUUUCUUUCUUUGAGAUCCCUUUUUCCUCACGGCAUGACUGGAAUUGGGUCAUAAAACAAGAUGUGGCUCGGAUGAAUCAGCAGAUAGACAGUGAAAAGAGCGGAGGUAAUGCAAUACUAGCCAUCAGGAUGUUCUACUGUAUAGUCGUGUUUCCAUGGACACAAAGAACUUCAAAUGUCCCCAACAAAUGUAACAUGUUUAACUAAAUAAAAAAGUUUGGUGUGGUUAAUUUAAUAUAACACAAUCUACGAAUCUACAGAUUUAAAAGAAAAGUAUAGAGUGUGCCUUUAGGUUUAUCAGUCUUACACAUACAAACUAAAAAAGUGCAAUAAACUAGGACUAAACCCAGAAGUAAUACACCCAUAGAGUGAACUGGCUGAAUAGGUUUCAUUUUAUUGAGACUUGAGAUCACUUUAGUUUCACUGUUACGGGUUGUGUUCACUUUUAAUAAUUUGAUGUCAUUAUUUCAAAUGGAGGACAGGAGCCUAUGUGACUGUGGAAGAUUCACUGUUUUUGAAAGAAAUAUCCAAACUUACGCUCCACUAACUUGCUAUAAUAAUCUUAUGGCUCACAGCUAUCACAUGUUUGUUGCUGAAUAAUGGCACCACAUUUUAAAGCUAUCUUGAGAAUAAAUCUGCUUUUGUUCAUUUAUGCAGACAGAGAAGACAUUGAAGUUUUUGUUUCAUGUGGAUAAUCUGAGUAAGUACUGAAAUAUGAACCAUAAAACAGGUGAACAAAUCUGCGAUAUAUUAGCUAAACCUGUCCUCAAGCCCGCAAAGGCAGUAUAUUGAAAAAGUUUUAGAUGUCAAACUGACUGCUGAAAGUUUUCCUAGCUUGAACCAAAAUUACCAAUAUAAAAUUUCCUUCACUAAACCAGCUAGUUCAGCUGUGCGACAGAUAAAAACAUUUUGGUGAAUAGCCUUUUGUGCACAGAAAUGUCAAAAACAAAAUGGGACCUGCAUUUGAAAAACAAUAGGAAAACACGACUAGUAUUUGUUUUUAGCUUGAGAGCACAGACAUUUUCCUGUAACACAAUAAGAUUUUUUAAAUGCAUGGUUUUAUCAAUGCUAGUUUCUUUUUCAUCUUAGUGUAUAUAUUGUAACAGUCUGUCUAUCCAUCACUGGCUGUUCAGUAGAUAAUGAGAAGUAGUGCAUUUCCCUUCUUCUAUGUGAAACUGUUGGCUAUUUCAAACCUUUAUUUUUACUUAAGACUUUUUUGUUUGAAGGGUCACAUGUCAUGGUAAACAUUCAAAAGAAGAAAACUUUAUUUAUCUGUGUUUCACUGCAGCACUUUAGAGAAACAGAUAAAUGGACCUAAUUAGAAAGUAGAUUUAAGGCAGAGAUUUUAUGUAGAUCGUGUAUUAAAAUAUUAAAAUAGUAAAAGUAUAAAAUGUAUUGUAUAAAUUAAGAAUUCAAAUGUAGCGAGAUAUUAUUAUAAUUAUAAGAAAUAGCCAGAAUUAUUAAAACAAGCAAUUAUUUAUUUUAAUCUAUGUGUUCAGGAAGGUUCAAAGGCACAGUGUACACACUUUGAGAAGCUAUUAGGUUAAUACUAAAGAUAAGGUGUACAGUUAGAGUGAGAGAUAUGAGGUGUUAGUCUGUGUUGUUUGGUGACUGUAGCUCGACCAUGAAAUUGCGUG